This is a messenger RNA of Epinephelus fuscoguttatus (brown-marbled grouper), 3464 nucleotides long. RefSeq names its product cilia and flagella associated protein 70 (gene cfap70). Gene Ontology annotation, molecular function: protein binding. The transcript has 27 exons. Gene Ontology annotation, biological process: cilium assembly; cilium movement. The coding region runs from base 75 to 3425 and encodes 1116 amino acids. Gene Ontology annotation, cellular component: extracellular exosome; motile cilium. The record is from RefSeq and is a predicted model, not a curated record. NCBI's taxonomy places the organism in Eukaryota, Metazoa, Chordata, Actinopteri, Perciformes, Serranidae.
GGGACUGUAUCAACGUAUAUAGAAACAAGGCUCGUGACAGUUAGCAAACAUUAACGUUGAUCUAACUUUACAUAAUGGAGACGCCUGAAAACGCCGCAGAAACAGAUUAUAAAAUUAUAAAUAUAACCGUCACCCGCGCUAAUAACCUGCAAGGAAGUAAGGCAGAUGGCUUCCAGAGUUUUCUACAGGUUGAAUUGGAUGGAAAUGUGCUGGGAGAGUCGGACAAGAAGCAAGUCAACCCUGCGGAGCAGUGUGUUGACUAUGACUUUACCUGCAGCUUCCACUGCCCCAGUAACAAUCAGGCUCUCAGUGACAUAGCCCAUAAACCUGUCAUAUUAACAGUGAGAGAGUUCCUGCCUGAGAAGACGAGGACAUCGGUGCCAGCGAUGACACCGGCGCAGGCGAAGACACCGGUGCUGGGCCAGGCUGUGAUCGACCUGCUGCCUCUGCUGCAAGGUCAGUGCAGUUUCUCGUCCUCAGUUCCACUGAAUGCAGCGACCAGCUCUUCAGCCAAAGAGUCCCCCCCAGACCUCUGCAGCCAGAAUUUGAAGGAAGGAGUUGAGGCCAGACAGGAGCAGUUGGCAGCCCAAGGCAUUUUCAAGUGGAAGAGGAAGAGGUCGACACUGGAUGUGUGUGUCAGUGUGUCGGAGCCAAUACUGUCUGAGGCUGAACUUUCAGCCUCCAAUCUGCUGAAGGUAACCAUGGAGACAGCCUACUCCAUCCCUGAGUCAUGGGUUCUGCAAUCUGGCCCUGCGACUACUCCCUGCUCAUACACUGCUGCCCUGGAGGUCCCACUUAGUGCAGAGAAAGAUCAGGUGCUGGUGUUCUGUGAGGGGCACCUGAAGGCGGGGGGGCAGAGGGAGAAAAAAGGCCGACAGAGGAAGAGACCCCAUCAGGCCCUGCUGGUCACGGGGAACCACUUCCUACCUGAUACUUCUUUUCAGGCAGAGCCCAUCGAACAGGAGGAUGGCGAGCUGACUGGCUUAGAGGACCGGAAGUUUCGUACUGAAGCAGAGAUCACAAAGCAUAGGGUGAGCUGGGACACAGAGAUGCGCUGCUUCCUGGAUGCAAGUGGAACUACCAGGCUGCGGCAGAAGAUCACUGAGAGCAGACUGUGGCCAGUGGAGAUAAUGAGGUCGUCGGCUGUGCUCACUAAGGCAGCAGAAACCAAGCUGCCCGCUGACAAGAACCCAGAGAUCCCCUUCCAUGGCGUGGCGUUUGUGGACAUGGGUCGGCUGCUGUAUCCUGGAGUUAGCCGCAUCCGAGGAGCAUACAGCAUUCAGCCCUUCUCUGAGGCUGAGUUACUAAACAAGGCCAAGCGGAGUGUCAGUGUGUUAAAGGAGCAGGCCAAGACUGCAGCCAAACAGGUCAAAGUUCGUGCUGGCUCAGCUACAGACUCUCACAAGGGGAAGGCAGGGAAGAACUUGGAUGGAAGGGGAACGAAGGAAUCCAAGGAGGCAGCCAAAAAGCAACCUGGCAGUCAGAGCAGGCUGUCUGUAGCCGACAGCGUGGCCGAUGCCCUGGCUGAAACUGAGCCGCACCUCAGUACGGAGCAAAAUACGUAUGUGGAGGCCAGAACCUAUAUUAUCAUUGAGAUAGCCUUGGAGAAACCGCUGGUACCCAAAACAUCUCCAGAGGAGCUGGCCAGAAGGGUGAAGGCACUGAUCCCUCCCAGGCGUCCACAUCCAGCGGGUCCUAGCAGUGCAGAAAGUGCGGUGCUGGAAUACCACAGACAGAUAGGCAACAUGGUGGCCCUAAUUUCAGACCAAUAUAAGGAAUUGUUUGGAGCAGGAGCCAAGGCGUCUGAAGACUGCAGCCGGGAGCAGAUGAAGACUGAGCUAAUGGGAGCGCUUAAUGUCUCUGGGAAAUACUUCACCUUCAAGGAACAGAUAAAGCAUGCAGUGGCGGGGAUCGUACGUGACAAGAUGCAGCGGACAGAGCCAUUCACUGACCCUCAGGAGCAUAGGGCGUUUAUCAGCAAGCUCUAUGUCUACCUGGUGGAUGAGAUGCGCUUAGCUCUCAACAAGGUUUAUUCAGAUGACGUUGACGAUGACUCCGCAGACGAGAUCCAGUUGAGUUCUUCUCAGCUCCGAAAUUUUGCCAGAGAGGCUCAGCUUACUGGAGAUUAUCAGCAGGCUGUUCAGUACUACCAAGAGCUGGUGGUGAGGCACCCCAAUGAGCCCUCCCACAAGUUUGAGUGGGGAAGCCUCUACAUGCGAACUGGAGACUACACGAAGGCUCAUGAGUGUUUCCGUGACGCUGUGUCUGUCCAGCAGGCACACCUACCCAGCCUGAUGAUGUGUGGGGUGUUGGCGGCCAUGUUUGAGCAACACAAGGAGGCCCAGACCUUCCUGGAGAGAGCCAUCAGCUUAGCCCCAGACAGUGUGGUGGCCUGGACACUGCUGGGUUUACUCCAUGAGAGCCAGAGCGAAUCCAUCCUGGCUGAGAGGGCUUUCCUGGAGGCCAGAAGGCAGCUGAGGGCAAAGGAAGCAAAGAAGCAAACACAGGGGGAGGAGGAGAAGAUGAAGAGGGAGAAUGGCAAGGAGGAGAAAAAUAAGAAGGAGAAAGAGCAGCAAGAGAAGGAAGAGAUGGCCACGGCAACACGUCAGUCUCCCACUGUUAAACAAGACCCAGAGUGUGGAGCCCAGGACUCGGAGAUGCAAAGAGAGCCCCCAGUGCAGAGUGCCCGCUGCAGAUCAGCUACAUUUAAACUCUCCUCCACCAUUUUCACAGAGACGGUUCAAUUCUUGCUGCAGAACGUUGCACUGCAGAUGGCGGAGCAUGCUCUGUCCCUGGAGCUGCUGUGUUCAGACGGUGGUCGCAGUGUCUCCUAUCUUCUUCAUCUGGCCCAGUUGCAGCUGCUUAGAGCUGACUACUGCAGUGCUGCCGCCAGCCUGAGGGAGGCGCUGUUUCACAGUAACCAGGAUGCAGAUGCCUGGGCUCUGAAUGGUCACUGUCACUACCUGCGGGGGGCGCUCAGUGAUGCCCAGGAGAGCUACGAGUGGAGCCUGAUCCUUCUGCAGCAACCAUCAGACUCUCACCUUGUCCGCCUCCGCUUGGGAUCCAUCUACCUCCAGCAGGGGAAGUUUAAGGAAGCCAAAGUUACCUAUCUGCAGGCCUGUGAGCAGUCUCCGUCCUGCCUGACCUGGCUGGGCCUGGGUGCCGCCUGUUACCGGCUGGAGGAGCUGCGUGUAGCUGAGGAGGCUUUGACUGAGGCCAAUCAUUUGAACAACCAGAACGCAGAGGUGUGGGCUUACCUGUCUCUGAUCUGCCUCAGGAAUGGCAGACGAGAGGAGGCAGAGCAGUUUUAUAAAUAUGCAACACAUUUCAAGCUGCAGAAAGAGUCACUCCUCAAAGAGUUCAAUAACCUGAAGGAUCAGCUGCGUUUCAGCCAUCUGGAGUCCUGCUUUGGAACAAGCUCAUGAAUCAGAUGACCAAGUACAUGUCAUACACACACAUACAGU